UCCGCGCCGCAGCCGGGGGAGGUGGAGCCGCUUUAUCGAGAGCCCCAGUGGAAAUUUGCCCCUCAGUUGCCGACUCCAGCGCGGAGGAGACGCUAGUGAGAGCCGUCCUUCUUUGUCGUGCCCGCCUUCCCUUCAUCCCUGCCUGCCGCUAUGUCCAACUACAUCCACGUACCGCCCGGCUCCCCCGAGGUGCCCAAGCUGGACAUCACCGUCAGCGAGCGGGAGGGGCCCGGAUGCCGUCAGGGCGCCCUGCAGCUCCUGCGCCGCCUGCGGCCUCACUGGAGACCCGAGGAGGUGACGCUGCAGCUGUUCACUGAUGGAAUCACCAAUAAGCUAAUUGGCUGCUACGUGGGUGACACAACAGAUGAUGUGGUUUUAGUUAGAAUCUAUGGAAAUAAGACUGAGCUCUUAGUUGAUCGAGAUGAGGAAGUGAAGAGUUUCCGCGUGUUGCAGGCCCAUGGCUGUGCACCUCAACUAUACUGUACUUUCAAUAAUGGCCUGUGCUAUGAGUUCAUGCAGGGAGAAGCACUGGAUCCAGAGCAUGUAUGCAAUCCUGAUAUUUUCAGACUCAUUGCCAAACAGCUUGCUAAAAUCCAUACUAUUCAUGCGCACAAUGGUUGGAUCCCUAAAUCAAACCUCUGGUUGAAGAUGGGAAAAUACUUCUCUCUUAUACCUACAGAAUUUGUGGAUGAAGAAGUAAAUAAAAGGUUUUUAAGUGAUAUUCCAAGUCCUCAAGUUCUUCAGGAAGAGAUGGCCUGGAUGAAGGAAAGACUGUCAAAUUUAGGAUCACCAGUGGUACUCUGUCACAAUGACCUGUUGUGUAAGAAUAUUAUUUACAACAAGAAACGAGGUGAUGUGCAGUUCAUAGACUAUGAGUACUCUGGAUACAACUACCUGGCUUAUGACAUUGGCAAUCACUUCAAUGAAUUUGCAGGAGUAAACGAAGUAGACUACAGCCUUUAUCCCAACAGAGAAUUACAGGAACAAUGGCUGAGAUCUUACCUUGAGGCCUACAAAGAAUAUAAAGGAUUUGGCACAGAAGUUAGUGAAAAGGAAGUUGAAGUUCUAUAUGUUCAAGUCAAUCAGUUUGCACUGGCUUCCCACUUCUUCUGGGGAUUGUGGGCUCUAAUUCAAGCCAAGUAUUCCACCAUUGACUUUGAUUUUUUAGGGUAUGCAAUUGUUCGUUUUAACCAGUAUUUCAAAAUGAAGCUGGAAGUCACAGCAUUAACUCUUCCUGAGUAAAGAAGAAGAAUAAAGUUACCAAGUGGAUGGACAACCCCUGAAUCUUUUCUGAGAAUGGAUACUGGAAAAAAAGCUAAACAUUUGUUGAAGUACUGUAAUGCUCACUUGAUGGUUCUUGCUUUAUAAAUAAUGCCUCUAAACAGUCCUUCAAUGUUAAAUUUAAUAUGAAGAACAUACGUACUGCUGUUGAUAUAAAAAUGGAUUAGAAACUUGCUAAAUCUAUAAAAAGUUGUAGAAAGGGCAAUUUAAUCCUUUUUCGUAAUUUAACAUGUUGUAUGUGAAUUAUUUAUAAGUUUAACAUGAUUCCAUUGCUGCUUUCAUCAGUUUUUGUAAAAGUUGGGUGCAGACAGUGAAGUUGUUCCAAAGGAUUUGUUUAACAGCUUAUUUUAUUGAGUUUCAUUAACUUAUAUUAGAGAUCUACACAGUCGGAGGAUAUUAACCUUUUAGAUCUAUACAGGCAAAAUGUGACUGAGAUACUGGUCACUAGUAUGUAGUAACUAGGGGAAAAGGUUAGGAUCUUUUUUUCUUUUUUUUUUAAAAAAAGUUAGCUUUCCAUAUUAUGGUACUUAUCUUUUGUAUAAGAAUCAACCUGCUUGCUGAAAUGAUAAAAUUUUUUUUGGCUUUCCUUUCUGUAUGUUAAGCUGUAGAAAUGUGAAAGUUCUGUGGCCAUCAGAUUAUUUGAGACUCUAUACCAUCAGUGUUAGAUGGGAAUGUACCAUCUCUAACUUCUGUAGGAAAGCUGCUUGUUAAGUGUAUUUCUUAAACAAAAAACCACUAUUCCAAGAUCUGUAUUCCUUUUUGAAACUUGAUUCAAAAUUUGAACACUAUUCUGGUCUCUGUGCUUCAGCAGUGUCUAAUGGAAUGGAUUAUUGAACUGAAGAUCAGUGAACAGCGAUCCUGUUGCACUGGGGAGCAAGACAUUUAGGUUUACAGUUUGUGUAUUGUUGAUGUCUUUUCCUUCUGCUCUGUCACUUUCUAACCUCAGAUUCUAGUCUUAAAUGUUUGGUCCUGUAGUUGAAAAUUCUGCAUGUCUGUUUCUCUUCUGUGGCAUCAAAUUAUUUUUCAAAGUCUCCAGUUUGAAGGAUAACGUGAAAAAGUAUGACUUGAACAAUGGGGCUCUGAUCAUCACACACAUCUCCUUAUAGCUAUUAUACCAAGAAUGGUCUGGAUCACAAAAUGUGAAUAGAAAAUGUUUACUGAAGAAAAUCAUGUGUAAGUUUGAGUGGAAAAGAGGUUUUAAAUCUGAAGCAGGGGGGAAAAAGAAACCCACAACAAAAAUAAAACCCAACAAGGUGUUUUGGAGUUGGGCAGGCAUAUACUCAACUCUGGAAAAAACUUUGCACUUUGGUCGCUUAAGUGCCCACAUGUACAAAGUCUGUGUGUGUGCAUAUGCACAUGCAAAUACAAACUUACCUGAAGAGUAAAUAUUUUUUUUUUUUUGUAGAGACUCUGGCAAAGCUAUUUAUUCAAAAUUGCUUUGACAUACUAUUGUGUGCAUACACAUUUAAGUAACAUAGGCAUGCACAGUGCUUUACAAAAUUUUUGAUUCAGGACAAAGUUAAUGUGAAUGAAAAAAUUUCACUUUGAAAGACCAUCUUGAAUGGCAUUCUGUUAUUUCACAAAAGCAAGGUUUGGUUUUUUUCGUCAUACCCUGUUUAUUCAUUUCUUAAUGUUUCAAUUUAUUUCCUUCAGUCAAAACCUUAAACUGUAAUACAAAUGGGAUAACUGGGAUUUUUUUUUUUUGUAACUUGAAGUUGGGUAAACCUUUCUGUUAGCAUUUUUUUUAGCUGGAGGCUACGCUUCUAUACUGGACAAACUUUCUUGGUAGUGAAAUAGAAACAUAGCUAAAAUUCAUGUGUUUUCAUUUAUAGCAGAUAUUGAGGAUGUUGCUAGAGCUCAAAAGCACUGAAGACUCUUGUGUUCCAUACUUUCUCCCUCUAGGCAUGAUUGACAUACUUCAAAUACCCUGCUGUCUUGGUGUGUAGUCCCUUUAAGUUCAGCAAGAUGUUUUUGGAAGUAAGGUUGAUAAA
Oxyura jamaicensis (ruddy duck) is the source of this 3272-nucleotide messenger RNA. RefSeq names its product ethanolamine kinase 1 (gene ETNK1). Bases 151 to 1242 code for a protein of 363 amino acids. Lineage: Eukaryota; Metazoa; Chordata; Aves; Anseriformes; Anatidae. The transcript has 8 exons. Gene Ontology annotation, molecular function: ethanolamine kinase activity. Gene Ontology annotation, cellular component: cytoplasm. Gene Ontology annotation, biological process: phosphatidylethanolamine biosynthetic process. The record is from RefSeq and is a predicted model, not a curated record.